Messenger RNA from Aureobasidium vineae, 201 nucleotides. The record is from the annotation of a GenBank genome assembly. NCBI's taxonomy places the organism in Eukaryota, Fungi, Ascomycota, Dothideomycetes, Dothideales, Saccotheciaceae.
AUGCACCACGACGAGAAGGACAGCUUCUUCCGCCGCUCCUUCGUCGAGCAGCGUACUGCGCUUGACUUGGUUGGUCUUGCUAAUCAGCAAGCCGACCUUGACUUCAAUGGAGACCAAGUCAGCAGCCUUCUUACUACCCUCAUUGUAGGUUCCACUGUCUUCAAAAACUCGUCAACUCGUGUGACUGACUGUGUUCAAUAG